UCGUUCCAAACGUUCUAAAAAAUGAAUUGUUUUUUUUCACAACUUCAGAGACAAGUUCCCGAUAAAAUACUAGCCUCUUGUUUUUUCACCUCUGCCUUUCAACUUCGCGCACUCACAGCUGGAGAAGAAGAAGACCGUUCGCCGGAGAAGAGAAGCACGAUCGACCUUGAAUCCGACUUCACUCUCAAGUUCGACCGACGGAAUACACUAGCCCUCUUUUUUCACCUCUGCCUUUCAUCUUUGCACACACAGAACUGGAGAAGAAGAAGACCGAUCGCCGAAUAGAAGCACGAUCGCCGGAGAAGAGAAGCACGAUCGUCGGAGAAGAGAAGAGAAGCACGAUCGCCUGAGAAGAGAAGAGAAGCACGAUUGGGUUUGCCCUUUUGAUCUCUGCUCGUUGUUGCUCAAACAGGGAGUAGUUAUGGAAGGAAGUAGGGAUGAUAUAAUUGUAUCCCUUCUUGUAUCAGCUUUGCUUGACAAAUUAUCCUCAUCAGAAGCGUUAAGGGAAUUUGGAUCCCAAUGGUCUGUGCAACCUGCUUUACGUGAACUCUCUCAAGUUCUUAAGAAAAUUGUAAAACUGCUCAAUUUUGCAGAGCAAGCUCAAAUGAAGAAUAUUGUACAGAAAGAAUGCCUUAGGAAUCUCAGGGAUGUUGCUUACCGAGCUCAGGACAUAUUGGAUGAGUUCAUCUAUGAAGCUCAUAAAGCUCACAAGGAAAAAGAUCUUGGUCGAAAGGUACGUUUCGUGCACUUCCCCUCUAACUUGAAAGAAAAUGGCGGGCUUUUACAUAGACAAGAAAUUGAACCUCUUAUAUAUGAUGAACUCAUAAAUAAACUAGUGGAGAUUGAGAAGGAACUUAAAGAUCACUAUCUCAGAGACUCAGUAAAUUGGAAAUCACAUAAUGUAAAUGAUGAAAUAGAUACCAGGCCAAAGAGUGGUUCUCUAGUUGAUGAGUCUAUUACUUUGGGGAGAAAGAAAGAGCAAGAUGAAAUUAAAAAAAAGUUGUUGUCAUAUUCAGAUGAUGCAAAUAAAAAAAAAGUUUCUGUUAUUGCCAUUGUUGGAUUAGGUGGUGUAGGCAAGACGACUUUAGCCCAGCUUGUCUAUAAUGAUCCUGAUGUAGAGAAACAUUUUGAAAGCAGAAAAGCUUGGGUUUGUGUGUCCACUGAUUUUAAUGUUGUGAGAUUGACCUCUGCAAUUCUGGAGUCCUUGACUGGGGAAAAUCCUAAUCUGAGCAACCUAGAGCCACUUCAACGUAAAUUGAUGAAGGAAUUAAGGGGGAAACGAGUUUUAAUUGUCUUGGAUGAUGUUUGGACUGAAAAGGAAACCGAUUGGAAAGAUCUGAGAGUAAUAUUCAUGGCGGCAGGGAGAGGAAGUAGAAUAAUAGUAACAACUCGAAGUAGGAGAGUUUCUUCAAUAAUGCACCCCAUUUAUACCCAAGAUCUACAGAUUUUAUCUGAUGAAGAGUGUUGGUCAAUAAUGGAAAGGCGCAUAUCAAUGGAUUAUGGCUCUAUUGCUCCCAACAUGGAAGAAGUGGGUAGGAAGAUUGCAAAGAAGUGCAAAGGAUUGCCCUUGGCAGCAAGUACGCUUGCAGGCCUUUUAUGCUCUUCUUCUUCUUCAGAUUUAAACCAUUGGGAAGAAGUGUUGAAUAGUUCCAUGUGGGAGUUAUUGGAAGAGAGCAAUUUGCCAGCUGCUCUAAGUCUAAGCUACUAUUUUCUUCCCACAUAUUUGAAGCAGUGUUUUGCUUAUUGUUCUUUAUUUCCUAAAGAUUAUAAAUUCUAUAAGCAACCUCUGAUCCAACUGUGGAUGGCAGAAGGAUUUGUUAGAUCGAACGCUACAAGAAUGGAAGACAAAGGUAGCCAAUAUUUUGAUGAUUUGCUGCAUAGGUCUUUCUUCCAGCACAACAAUGGAGGUAAGGGUCAAUUUGUAAUGCAUGACCUUGUACAUGAUUUAGCAGAAGCAGUGUCAGGAGAGGUAUAUGGUAGAAUUGAGUUUGGGGAAUCGUGCCAUAGCUUUACUAAAGAGACCCGUUAUUUGUCCACUUGUUGUACGAAACACUUGUUUGAUCAGGACAAAAAUCAUGGUCACGCCAAGAAGUUAUCCACAUUUGUUGUACGAAACACGUGUUUGGAACGGAUUAAACCUAUUGAAUCCUUUGGAGGAUUGAGAUACCUACGUGUCUUAGAUUUGAGUCAUUAUGAUUUUCCAAUGCUUCCCAAUGAUAUUGGCUAUUUGAAAUACCUACAUUAUAUUAACCUCCCUUUUGCUCCAUGCAUUCAACGAUUACCUGAGUCAUUGUGUGAUCUUCACAAUCUACAGUCACUGAUACUCCGUUUUUCCGGAAUACGUGAGUUCCCUAGAGGCAUCAAGUAUCUACGCAAUCUCCAACAUCUAGACCUUUAUGGAUGUCCCAUACUUUCCAUGCCACAAGGAAUUGGGAGAUUAACUAGUCUCAAGACAAUGCCAUAUUUCCCUAUCUCAAUAAAUGAUGACGGUCGUGGAAUAAGAGAGCUCAAGGAGCUAAAACAGCUUGAGGGGGCGCUUUCAAUCCGCAUCCCAGGGAAUGUGAUUGAUCCUUUGGAUGCUCUGGAAGCUGAUUUGAUGAAUAAGAAAAAAGUUGAUGAGAUUAGUUUUUUGUGGAGAGACGGAGGUGAUAAAGAUGUUGAGGUUUUUGAAAGUUUACGACCUCACAGUGAGCUGAAGCAUUUAGAGAUGAGAAAUUACGGUGGGUCAACAUUUCCAAGAUGGUUGAUGAUAGAGUUGCCAAGAUACAAGAAGUUAGUCUCUCUAAAACUAAUACGCUGCAUGGAAUGCCAAGUCCUCCCUCCGAUUGGGGAGCUACCCCUAUUGGAAUCUCUGUACGUACAAGACAUGAAUAAGUUGGAAGAGUGGUCUAGCUCUGGAGGAGAGGGACCCGAAUUCCCUAGCCUCUUAAGUCUAACCAUUACAAUGUGUCCCAAACUGAGGAUACUACCACAGCCACUUCUGUCAAGUCCGAGAUUAUGUGAAUUGCGUUUCAUUGGCUGUCCAAUGCUCAGGAUGUUGCCUCAUGGAGGAUUAAGCAGACUCACCUCACUCAAAAAUAUUCGUCUUGGGUAUGAGAUGGAAGAGUUGGUGCAGUUUCUGGAUGGGACUGAGAGUCUACCUCCAAAUAUUAAUCGCUUUUAUAUCCAUAAUUGUACAUCGCUACCCAAGGGGUUGAGAAACCUGUCUUCACUCCAACAUCUGGAUUUUGGUUCAUAUUGUAUACAUCAAUACAGCCCCGAGGAGCUCCCCACAAAUGUCAUCGUUACUAAAAAUUGCUAUUGGUGA
Macadamia integrifolia is the source of this 3307-nucleotide messenger RNA. Its product is annotated as putative disease resistance RPP13-like protein 1. The record is from RefSeq and is a predicted model, not a curated record. The coding region runs from base 422 to 3307 and encodes 961 amino acids. Lineage: Eukaryota; Viridiplantae; Streptophyta; Magnoliopsida; Proteales; Proteaceae. The transcript is spliced from 2 exons. Gene Ontology annotation, biological process: defense response to other organism. Gene Ontology annotation, molecular function: ADP binding; protein binding.